ACCCCUUGACGACUCUUUGUUUUGGUCCGGAGACUAAAUGUGUCCGGGCGGAAACACGACCUGCGUUCACAGAACUGCGAAAAAGGAACCAAAAUGCGGGUCUUUAUAGAUCCUGAACUCAGCCUGUGAUUUUCUCCUCAGGCAGAUCUGCAGCUUAUUUACCUUAAACACCCUAGUUUAGUGUUUUAUAACCAUUAAAACAGUUUAUAACGCAGGGUUUAAUACUGUUUAUGUGCGGGAAUCAGUGACUGCGCUGGAGAAGAGAUCAAUGGAGUGAUCUGGAGGUGGUGCUGAGGUGAGCUGGAAGUGGAUCCGGAGUGAUUUGGAGGUGGUGUUAGAGUGAUCUGUAGUAAUCUGGGGUGAUGCAGAGUGAUCUGGGAUGAUCUGGAGUGACCUUGAGGUGGUGCUGGAGUGAUCUGAAAAUCUGGUUCAGGAGUGAUCUGGAGGUGGUGCUAGAGUGAUCAGGGGGUGAUGCUGGAGUGAUCUGUAAAUCUUGUGCUUUAGUGGUCUGGAGGUGGUUCUGGGGUGAUCUGGGAUGAUCUAGAGGGAUGCAGGAGUGAUCAAUAGUAAUCUGGAGGUGGUGCUGGAGUGAUCUGGAGGUGUUGCUAGAGGGAUCCCGAGGUGGUGCUGGAGUGAUCUGGAGGUAGAUCUGGAGUGAUAUUAUGCUGGAGUGAUCUGUAUGUGGGGCUGGAGUGAUCCUAAGGUGGUGCUAGAGGGAUCUGAAGGUGGUGCUAGAGCGAUCAGGAGUGAUCUGGUGGUGGUUCUGGAGUGAUCUGUAUGUGGUGCCGGAGUGGUCCUGAGGUGAUGCUGGAGUGAUCUGAAAAUCUUGUGCUUUAGUGGUCUGAAGGUGGUGCUGGAGUGAUCUGGAGUGAUCAGGAGGGGUUGCUGGAGUAAUCUGAAGGUGGAUCUAGAGUGGGUCCUGGGGUGAUCAGGAGUGAUCUGGUGGUGGUUCUGGAGUGAUCUGUAUGUGGUGCUGGAGUGGUCUGAAGGUGGUGCUGGAGUGAUCUGAAAAUCUGGUGCUUUAGUGGUCUGAAGGUGGUGCUGGAGUGAUCUGGAGUGAUCAGGAGGGGUUGCUGGAGUAAUCUGAAGGUGGAUCUAGAGUGGGUCCUGGGGUGAUCAGGAGUGAUCUGGUGGUGGUUCUGGAGUGAUCUGUAUGUGGUGCUGGAGUGGUCUGAAGGUGGUGCUGGAGUGAUCUGAAAAUCUGGUGCUUUAGUGGUCUGGAGGUGGUGCUACAGUGAUCUGGGAUGAUCUGGAGUAAUCUAGAGGGGGUGCAGGGGUGAUCAAUAGUGAUCUGGAGGUGGUGCUGGAGUGAUCUGGAGGGGGUGAUCUGGAGUGAUCUGGAGGUGGUGCUGGAGUGAUCUGGAGGUGGAGCUGGGCUGCUGAUAGUCAGUAGCUCCUCGGUUGGAGAUGCUGAGUGUGGAGGAGGCGCUGCCGGUGGCGGAGGAGGAGGAGGUGGUGGAGGUGGUGGAGUCCUCCUCCAGCCGGCUGGGGGAGAUCUACUCGCUGGUGGCGGAAGGCUGCUACCCGCGGGCCAUGAACAACAUCCGCAAGAAGAACCUGAAGCGCUACUCCCAGAAGUUCAUGGUAGAAGAUGGCCGGCUGUACUACGUGGGUCAGAAGAAAGAGGAGAAGCGUGAAGUGGUGAUCGAGGACGAGAGAAAGAGACAGAUAUUCCUGCAGUGUCACUUUAACGAGGUGGGGCAUCACCUGGGCCAGAAGAAAACCGUGCAGAGGAUCCAGAGCAAGUACUACUGGCUCGGCAUCGUUAAGGACGUGGUGGACUGGAUUAAGCUGUGUGAACCGUGUCAGCAUGCAGAGCGUAAUAAAAACAUGGCGCGGACGGUGCGGCCCCUAAAGGUGGACGGACCCUGGGAGAUCAUGGCCGUGGAAACAGUAGGGCCGUUCCUGAGCACUGUUCCUGCGGGGAACACACACGUGGUCAUCAUCACUGAUUACUUCAGUAAGUGGGUUGAAGCUUUUCCAGUUCAGAGGAGCGAUGCUCUCUGCGUCGCAAGAUGCAUUUUAUCCACCAUCUACAGAUUUGGACCGGCAAAGACUAUAUUCUGCUCUCAGAGUGCUGGCUUCUGUGAGGAGGUAUCGAAGUUCCUGUGUGAGAGGUGGAAUAUGGGACAGACAGUAACUGCAGCUGAUCCUCCUCGCUGUAACGCUCUGUACGACCGGAACAGCAGUCUGCUGAAACACGCUAUAACGCAGGUGGUGGAGGAGAAACAGGCGGAGUGGGACGAUUUUCUGGACCCGGUUUUAUCUCUGUUCCGGACCACUGUUAAUCCCACCACCAAGUUCACACCUCACUGCCUCAUGUUUAACAGAAAAGCCAGCAUUCCCGCUGAGCUGGAUGUGAUGAGCUGUGAGCAGGAGCCAGGCAGUGUUUCUCUCAGUGAGGAGGCCGAGAGAAGCUUCCUCUCCACCGUUCAGGAACACCAAGACAAACUUAAACAAACGGUAAUUUCCAACAUGAACUCCGCCUAUAAAGAGGAGAAGAAGAACGCCAAGCAACGGAGCAAAAACAUGUCCUCCACCACCCUCACCGUCACCGAACCUCUGUGCUCUUCAGACGAGCCGCCGUCGCCGAAGAAGCUUAAAGAGGAGCUGUUCCUGACCUUCCCUGUGGAGACGGUGCUGAGCGCUGUUCAGACCGUCCAGACUGUUCCAACUCUCCAGACUGUUCAGACUGUUCCGGACGAGGCAUAAAUGGUCUGGAAUUCACACUACCGGUCUCAGACGUACACUGACCAGCUCAGCUGCUGGAGUGGACUCACGGUUUUGUGUAGAGAAGACUUUCAGAGUGGUUAUACUCCACUGCCUAGACCUGAGAGGACAAGCUGUAGAGAAUGUGCUCUACAGUAUCUGAUGGAUGAUACAGAGCGAGUUAUAUGAGAUGUACAGUACAGGCCAAAAGUUCUUUUCUAUGCAUUUCUUUAUUUUCAUGACUAUUUACAUUGUAGAUUCUCACUGAAGCAUCAAAACUAUGAAUGAACACAUGUAGAGUUUUAUGUACUUAACAAAAAAGGUGAAAUAACUAAAUAUAUAUAUAUAUA
Messenger RNA from Astyanax mexicanus (Mexican tetra), 3059 nucleotides. RefSeq lists its product as uncharacterized. Gene Ontology annotation, molecular function: nucleic acid binding. Gene Ontology annotation, biological process: DNA integration. The transcript is spliced from 8 exons. The record is from RefSeq and is a predicted model, not a curated record. Lineage: Eukaryota; Metazoa; Chordata; Actinopteri; Characiformes; Acestrorhamphidae. The coding region runs from base 1408 to 2712 and encodes 434 amino acids.